This is a messenger RNA of Schizosaccharomyces japonicus yFS275, 336 nucleotides long. Its product is annotated as transthyretin. The transcript has a single exon. Gene Ontology annotation, molecular function: hydroxyisourate hydrolase activity. Gene Ontology annotation, biological process: purine nucleobase metabolic process. Lineage: Eukaryota; Fungi; Ascomycota; Schizosaccharomycetes; Schizosaccharomycetales; Schizosaccharomycetaceae. The coding region runs from base 1 to 336 and encodes 111 amino acids. The record is from RefSeq and is a predicted model, not a curated record.
AUGUCAGCAAUUACUGCACACGUCCUUGACACGAUGAGCGGAAGACCGGCACAAGAUCUUCGUGUUCAGGUAUUUCGAGCAGAUAAUGUCAAUAAUGCAAUUGCCUAUGCAAACACAAACAUUAAUGGACGUGUCUCUCAAUGGAGUGCCGCUCUUAACGCCGUAGAAACAGGUACUUACAUUAUAAAAUUUGAUACAGGAGUUUACUUCGCACGACGUGGUAUUGAUACGCUCUAUCCCUAUGUCGAUAUUGCUGUAAACAUCCGUGCCGGUCAGCACUACCAUAUUCCACUACUUCUAUCCCCUUUUGGAUUCACAACAUAUCGCGGCUCGUGA